Molecule: messenger RNA, 3625 nt
Organism: Alosa alosa (allis shad)
Lineage: Eukaryota; Metazoa; Chordata; Actinopteri; Clupeiformes; Clupeidae
Gene: itgae.2
Product: integrin, alpha E, tandem duplicate 2
Exons: 27
Coding region: 1-2940 (979 amino acids)
Biological process (GO): cell-matrix adhesion; integrin-mediated signaling pathway; cell-cell adhesion
Cellular component (GO): integrin complex; external side of plasma membrane
Molecular function (GO): integrin binding
Source: RefSeq, a predicted model, not a curated record
AUGUUGACUGGACAAACAGAAGAGGAGCAGCACUUGCAAAUAACACCAACCAACAACAACAACAACAACAACAACAACAAUGACGACGACGACGAGGAUGAAGACCCAGGAACAGAGAUUGCCUUUGUUCUGGAUGGCUCAGGAAGCAUUGAUCCUCCUGACUUCGUCAAGGCCAAAGAUUUUAUAACUCAAGUUAUGAAAAAUGUCUGGUCACAAUGUUUUGAUUGCAAUUUUGCAGUUGUACAAUAUGGAAGAUUUGUCAGAACUGAGCUUUCACUAAAGGAAAAUGAUGAUGCAUCCAAAGCCAUUGAAAAGAUUCCUAACAUCGAGCAAAUAGGAAAUCACACCAUUACAGCGUCAGCCAUCAAUCAUGUUCUCGAACAUGUUUUUGUUCCUGAAAAUGGAUCAAAACCGAACUCUCAGAAAUAUAUUAUUGUGGUGACAGAUGGAAUUAUAUUUCUGGACAAAAUGAAUCUUACAGUUGUUUUGAAGAACCCAAAAAUGGAAAACAUUACCCGCUUUGCAAUUGGGGUUGGACCUUAUGUGCUGAACCAUUCCGCUGCACUUAAAGAGAUGAGAGAGAUAGCCUCAGACCCACAUGAACAGCAUUUUUUUGGAGUUGGUAGCUACACUGGACUGAAUACCAUUUUGUCAAAAUUAAAGAAAGGCAUUUUGGGGGGUAUUGAGGGCACUGCAGGAGUUGGAUUCCGUUUUGAAUUAGCAGAAGCUGGGUUCAGCUCUCACAUUGCCCCUGAUAAUUCCCUUCUUUUUGGUGCCGUGGGUGCCUUUGACUGGAGUGGUGGAUUGAUUGUAAAAAAUAUUGAAACUAGUUCAACAGCGUUUCUAAACGUAACAAACAAUGAACCAAAGAUUCCAAAGACAGCUGGGAAGGAACAGCGGUUUUCAUACUUGGGUUACAGUGUGACAUCUGCACAGAGGUCGGGUAAAACACUCUACCUCUCUGGGGCACCCAGAUACAACCUGACAGGAGGAGUUUUUAUUUUCAGCGGAGAAACACAUGAUCUGCAACAGUUACUGCCUGGAGACCAGGUGGGCUCAUAUUUUGGGUCUGUUCUCUGUGUCCUGAAUGUUGACAAAUCCGAGAUCUUGAAAACAGACUAUUUAUUAGUUGGAGCUCCAUACUUUCACAGAAAGGGAGAAGAGGGAAAGGUUUUUGUGUACAAACUGCAUGAGCAGCAUGGGUUUCAAAAGCAGGACUGGGAGUGGUCAGGUGUAACUAAGUAUGCCUUUGCUAGAUUUGGGUCUGCCAUAGCAAACAUUGGAGAUGUUGAUGGGAACGGAUACAAUGAUGUGGCUGUUGGAGCCCCUCUUGAAGAGAGAAAUGGAGGGACAUCUGGCAGUAUCUACAUUUACAAUGGAUUCAGGGGUGGCCUUCGACAGGAGCACUCACAAAGAAUUUCAGCAGCAGAAAUGGGGAUGAAGCUGAAAUACUUUGGCCAAUCUGUGAGCCCCAUGGCGGAAGCUGGGCCAAGGAGACAGGAGUAUAUCAGUGUUGGGAGUGAAGGAAACGUCACUGUGUUAAAAACACUUCCUGUGAUUGUCUUCAAGCCUACAAUCACAGUUGAACCUCCCAUGAUUAAGCGCUCUCAUCAGGCUGAGGACAUUCCCAAAUUAGAGAUUAAACUCCAUAUCUGUUUAUAUGCACGAAGUGCAGAUUUUGAAGAAGUCUCUAGCAUUUCUGUUCUAUACAACAUUGACUUGGACCCUGGUCAAGCCGAGAAGCGUCUUACCUUUCACAAGGCAUCAAAACAAGGCAACUUCAGCUUGACUAAAAAUAUUGCCUGCAUCUCCAAAAUGAACUUGCAUUUUUCGGGAUGCUCUGACUGUUUUUCACCGAUCCUAGUCAAGUUUAAUUUUAACCUCACCUCAACAACAGCACCUUAUGUUCUGGAUGCAUUUACCCCAACAGAGAUAUCAAAAGAGAUUACCUUUGAGAGACAGUGUGAACAGGAACUAUGUCCAGCAAAGAUAAGCCUAUCAAAUUCACGCCUCAGCAAACAAAAAAUCAUAAUUGGAGACACUCAAGACUUGGACAUAACUUUACAUCUUACCAAUACCGGAUAUGAUUCCUUCAAGACAACGCUGACUUUGACUUAUCCCAGCGUCCUUCUCUUUUCCAAGAUAUUAAAGAAACCAGAGAGAACUUCCUGUGAAAAUGCAAUCAGUGAAACGUUUUCUGAGCUGAAGUGUAAUCUUAGUCACCCAAACUACAGAAGCUCAUCUCAGGCCAUUUUGUCCAUGUCAUGGCAGAUUGAGAACAUAAAAUCAGCUCAAAAGACUGCUGAUAUCAGUGUCAUCUUAGCAAAUGAAAAUAAUGGCUCUCAGAUCCUGGAUCAAAGGAAUUUUACAUUUGAAAUAGAGAAUGCCCUUAGAGUGGGACUUCAGGGAAAAUCUGAACCCACUUCACUGAAGAAUGAGGAGGAGACGGUCACUAAACCAUUGAAAAUCAUAUUUCAGCCUGAAGGUGAGAACAAACAUGAUGCCCCUUUAAAUAUUACCAUCACCAUAAAAUUGGAGACAACUCACACCAAGGUGUCUAUCAAAAGGAGUUCCCCAGAGAGUGGGUGUGUCUUCCCAUAUGAAGGUGAAAUCGAAGGAGAGUACCAGAUGCACUGCGUUCAGACAAACCUCACAAAAAUUAUCAUUAGCAUGGACGUGCAUAUCUUUAAAACACAGGAGCAUGAUGAAAAGAUUGUAGUCAAAGGAGAGCUGGGCUUUGACCAAAGCACUUUUGUGGCACUGGACAGGAAUCGACUGAAGAAGGAGGUGGUGGUCACAGUAAGGAAACUGGCUGUUGUCAAAUCAAUAGCAACAAUCAUUGGAGGGUCCAUAGGAGGUUUUCUGUUCUUAGCCAUUAUUAUUGUCAUCCUUUGGAAGUGUGGGUUUUUUAAAAGGCGCCAUCAAGUGGAGCAAAGAUAGAACAGCAGCUGAGGGAUGUUCGCAUGCAUGGAGGUGCUUCUCAUGGCCUUCUAAGCUGAACUUAGUUGAUCUCCAAAUCUUUAAAAUGUAUUUGUUUUUUCAACUCAUAUGAAUGUUUUUUUAAACCAUAUUCUUCGAUUAUUGGAAACUAUGAUUUAAUUAUAUGUCAACAUGAUAGUGUCAUUUUAUAUUCAUAUAACAGUGUAUUAUAAAAGUGAUUGUUUUUCACAGAUGUUUUGCCUCUGCUAUUAUUUUAAAUUGCUAUUACAUUUCUUUUUCAACCGAUGAAAUGUAUUUAUUGCUGUUUAACUAUACAAAACACAUUUAAGCUCUGUAUUGAAAUGUAUCAACUCUCUUCAUAAAAUAUGAACUAAUUGAUAAGCUGUGCUGCUGUAUUAGUCCUGCUAUAUUCUAUGUCUUGAUGAAACUGAUUUCCUUUAAUAUGGCUAUCGGAAGCUGUGCCAACAUAAGAUUGUUACCAUGUUCAUAAAUGUUUGAAUGUUUCAACAAUGUUUCAGCUGUACAUCAAUGUUUUGAUUGAAUUUAGGCCUAUUAAUUGACAUUAGUUACAGUUGGUAGAGGUUUUUAUCCUUAAAGUUGAGCUGGUUCUUGAGCAUAGGAAAUGUCAUUACUGAUAAAUGCUUAUUUAUGAGCACAUGACAAUAAACUUGAACUUAAAUUUGAA